GUUCGGUGUAUCUCAUCCCCCCAGGCGCGACCGUUCCCCUUGCGUAGAUUGAUGCGCCCUCUAACAUAUCUCGCCAUCUCCAAAGACAAGUUUCCGGCGUAGCAUCAUGGCGUCUUCGAGUCUCGAAUUCGAAGGAGGGGGGGACCACGUAUUUUCUUGCUUACCACCUGAGCUUUGGCUCAAAAUCGCACAUCACUUAUGCCCGUCCGAAGAAUGGCUGAGCCAUAAAGAGUCCAAGUAUGCCAUAUCGAAUAUGUCUUUGGCCUGCCGAUACUUCUGCGACCUUUGUCGGCCUGUUCUCUUCAGCGAUAUGAGGUUUACACGGAACCUUGAUUUACCCCCAGACUUCCAUAUCAACUGGUACGACUUUGUCUUGGAAAAUCAUAGCACACCUGCAUCGCUUGCAUCAUACGUCCGGUCAUAUAUGCUAUACGAUUGGCGCGGUCUGUCGGAGUUCCGCAGAUGGGGAGUGGACGGCCUCUCCCCUCUUCAAGACAAGCAGCUGCAUCUUCAAGUUUUGUCCCUGUUGCCGCAGCUGCAGAACCUUUGUUUAUCGGAGGUGGAUCUCGAUAUUGUAGGCAUGCAAGUCAUAUUGGACCUGCCUGCUCUUCAUUCACUGGCCUUCGAACGGUGUAAAUUUUUCGCCCUGGCCGAUUCUAUCAGAAUACCAUCCGUCAUGGUAGCCAUCAAGAAAUUCACGUUUUGUGACACCCUGUCCACUAUGGACGAUGGUUUUGAUCCCUUCAUACCCGCCGUCAUGGCCGCGGUUGCCUCGCCUUCCUUACGGAUCUGGAAAUCGGAUGAUCUCAGGCUUACUGGGACAUUAUGUCUCCUGGUAGAUCCUUCAUUUCUAGAGGACAUGACCAUCCGGGUGAAUAAAGCUAAAUUACCGCUGCUCUCAAAAUUUCUUCUUCGGACACCCUCGAUCCACAAACUUCACAUCACGCAUCUUCCGCACAACGUCGCUGAUACAUCUCACGAUUUCGAUUUGCCUCAAACGGGAUUACCAGACCUUCGUGAUCUGCAAUGUCCGUUGUAUUUGCUCCCCCUGUUGGUACCCAAUCGGCCGAUACGCCGGCUACACAUAAAUGGGAUUGUGAACAGAGAGGUACCGAGGUCGACACGAUAUUUUGAUAUCGACCUGGCUCCACUUGCGGCCCUUGCUCAAGCAACCUCUACAAUUGAAGAUCUGACCGUGCCCAUGACAAUAUAUGAUAACGUACGCUUGGAAGAGUACAUCCCUGCUAUGGAUUCCUUGACAAUAUCUGACGAUCGUGGGCUCCCCAUGAAAAUCAAGAGCCACAAUCCGAAAGUGAAAGGGCUGAAUUGCAAGUGUUAUCAGGCAGAUCCGCUCGCUAAUGACGGCCUUGCCGAGCAACACCUUGAUCUGCGGAAGCAGAAAGAAUGGCUCACCCGCUUAUGCCCCGCUUUCCCCGAUGCCGUUCGAAUAUGUGUGACGUGGUCUCAUGUUCACUGGCGACGCGCAAGCCCGGGGAGCACUGUCUGGACUCCUGUGGUUGCUGAAAGGGGGGCGGCCCGGCGUUCCAUCCAGGUACUUGCUGAAUAUCCUGACACCAGCCAUGUGUCGGUCGUGGAUGAAGACGGCUGUUUGGCGAAACUGUUUCUGCCCCAGGAGCUGACUCCUGCUAUCCGGAAAAUCUUAGGACUGGAAGACCAGGUGGGAGUUUGAAGGUUCUUGGCUCUCCGGAAAGUGCUUUCUCUCAACCUUGCUGUCCUGCUGGUACCACUGUCUGCAAACUCCUCCCGUCCCCGAAUUUCAGAAACCAAAUAUUUUACAAACUUCUGUACAAUCUGUGUGGUCCUUGUUUCGCGUGUACCAGAUAACGUCUUUACCGUAUUGUAUUACAUCCGCAAGGAAAGCUUCCGUCUUUGAGUUGUGCUCUACUACUGGUGAUGUACCAUCCCCGAACUCCUGUACGUGUACUUCGCAAUGCGGUGGCCCAUUCAGCCUGGCGCUGAAGCGGCAUGCCGCCACAUUAUCCCUAAACUUCUCGUGUGACUCUGUUAACGUAUGGGGAGUGGGUAGUCGGUCGGUGAGGACACCCAGUUCGAUAGUUCCCUCUAUGCCAUAAUUGUCAUAGGUAAUCCCGACCACAUCUCUGACAGCCGCUGCGCCAGGCUCUUGUCGUUUAAAUUCGUACACUCCCUCCGUCUUCGUGGGUUUGCAUGAGUGGAUCGUCGUUAAUCCUAGAAAAAUAGGCUGCGGUUCUCGGCCGUCAUCGUGCUCGUAGAGAUCGACGACGGCAGCAAGGGAAAUGCCGCCGAGCACCCAGGGGUUGUGGCCCAAGAUGAGACCCUGCGCAGCAUACAAUUCUUCCACAAAAGACCACGGAAGUUUGACUACCCGCAGUCGCCUCCUAAGCUGUGGCGAGAGAUCUCCCAUCUCGCAGAAGACUUUAUAACAUGCAGCCUGCAGAAUAUCCCUGGGCGCAGUCGUGGAAAGUAAAUCCAAGUUACUCAGUUUGAGAUGUUGCUCAGCGCCGCUUCCAUUCAGAAGCUUGCUUCGCGCUGAAGCAACCGCAAAGUAAACCGCGUCCCG
This is a messenger RNA of Gloeophyllum trabeum ATCC 11539, 2560 nucleotides long. RefSeq lists its product as uncharacterized. The transcript has 3 exons. NCBI's taxonomy places the organism in Eukaryota, Fungi, Basidiomycota, Agaricomycetes, Gloeophyllales, Gloeophyllaceae. Bases 107 to 1690 code for a protein of 527 amino acids. The record is from RefSeq and is a predicted model, not a curated record.